This is a messenger RNA of Andrographis paniculata, 1116 nucleotides long. RefSeq lists its product as uncharacterized. Lineage: Eukaryota; Viridiplantae; Streptophyta; Magnoliopsida; Lamiales; Acanthaceae. Bases 1 to 957 code for a protein of 318 amino acids. Gene Ontology annotation, cellular component: plasma membrane. The record is from RefSeq and is a predicted model, not a curated record. The transcript is spliced from 3 exons.
AUGCACGCAAAGACAGAUUCCGAGGCGACCAGUUUCGCCCCAUCGUCGCCGGACCGUAAUCGCCGGCCGAUUUACUUCGUGCAGAGCCCGUCGCGGCACUCGCACGACGGGGAGAAGAUGGGGACGUCGUACAUGUCGACGCCGGCGCCGAGCAGCCCGGAGGAGUCGCCGCAGCUUUAUCAGACGUACGGCGUCAACCACUCCCGGGAAUCGUCGACGAGCCGGAGGUCGAGCAAGGUGUCCCCAAACGACGUCGGAUUGCCUGGCGGCGGUUAUAUUAGGGGCGGGCUGCAGAACUGGAAGGAGUUCGAUCUCGUCGGAGAAGAUGAAGAAGGGCUUCUAGAAGAUUCGGAGGAGUCCCGGAAGGGGACGUCCCUUCGCUGCUUUUUUCUGUCCUUCGUCGUCGGCUUCGUCCUGCUCUUCUCCGUAUUUGCUCUCAUUCUUUGGGGCGUCAGCAAACCACAAAAACCUAAGAUUGCUAUGCGGAGUAUUAAAUUCGAUAGGGUUACAGUUCAGGCUGGUUCGGACGACACGGGCGUGUCGACUGAUAUGAUCUCCAUCAACGCCACGGCGGUUUUCAGUUUCCAGAACACGGCCAAUUUCUUCGGCGUUCAUGUCGCCGCCGCGCCGUUAACUCUCUCCUACUCGCAGCUCCGCAUCGGCGCCGGAGCAAUGGAAGAAUUUUAUCAGAGGAGGAGCGGCGGGAGGAACGUGACGGUGGUGGUGACCGGAGACAAGAUUCCGAUGUACGGAAACGGCGCCCAUCUGAUGAAGCGUAACGGAGUGACGGCGGCGCCGGUGCCUCUGAAACUGGAGUUGACGAUCCGAUCUAGGGCUUAUGUUCUUGGAAAUUUGGUGAAGACGAGAUUCGAGCAGAGGAUUGAGUGCUUGAUCGCCUUCGAUUCGAGGAAAUUUAAUGUCACAAUUCCUCUGUCCAAAUCUUGCACAUAUCUAUGACCACUUGGAUCAGUUUUGCUUACAAUAACCAAACCAUAAACAUCUUCGUAUAGGAUUUGGGAUUGAACGUCUAAUUUGCAGAGAAUAUGUCUUAAAUAAAAAAUAUCUCUUUGGUUAUAAUGAAAUUGGUAAAAACACAAUACACUCCUAAAUUCAUAU